Aspergillus pseudotamarii is the source of this 297-nucleotide messenger RNA. Its product is annotated as DUF427 domain-containing protein. Bases 1 to 297 code for a protein of 98 amino acids. The record is from RefSeq and is a predicted model, not a curated record. NCBI's taxonomy places the organism in Eukaryota, Fungi, Ascomycota, Eurotiomycetes, Eurotiales, Aspergillaceae. The transcript is spliced from 4 exons.
AUGCCCACUGCAAAGGCAAUCCUGAACGGCAUCAUUCUCGCCGAAACCUCUACGUGGGAGGAAGUCGAAGGAAACAUCUAUUUCCCCCCAUCGGCGAUAAAGGAGUCUCUUUUCGUCAAGUCGGAUCACACGACAUAUUGUGGGUGGAAGGGCGAUGCAAAAUACUUUUCCAUUGUUCUUGGAGAUGAGACGACUCCAAAUGCGGCGUGGUAUUAUCCAGAGCCGUUUGAUAAGGCGAAACAUAUUAAGGAUUUUGUAGCUUUUUAUCCUAAUAAGAUCGAUGUUAAGGUUGAAUGA